This is a messenger RNA of Mycena citricolor, 7167 nucleotides long. The record is from the annotation of a GenBank genome assembly. NCBI's taxonomy places the organism in Eukaryota, Fungi, Basidiomycota, Agaricomycetes, Agaricales, Mycenaceae.
AUGAGCGACAAGCUUCCAUCGGGGCUUUUUAACUCAGUAUGUUGCAAAAUAGACGAACAGAACUGGGAGAGUGCGCCGGAUAUGAACGUUUGAACCUUCGCGUGCACCUGUAUCUAGGAAGGUGACGGUGAUAGAUGGGACCUGUCCCUUCCGCCGACUGACCGGCAAGGGGCGACCCUGCAGAAGGAUGGAUGGCGGGACGCAAAUUUAGCCUGUCUUGUCAGCACCACCCACGCACAAAGCCGGCUGUUUUCAUCCAGCCUUCGUUCCCUGGGACGAUUAUGGAAAACAAUGGUGACAAAUGAGGAAUAAGAUUAUCAGUGGCAGUGUUUGUACGGCAUCUCUUUGCUCUACACCACCACUACCCACGAGGCGCGUCUGGGAGUCGGCGGUGCUCGGUGUCACCGGUCCUUUGUACAUAUUAUACAUAUGUCUAGGGUGACGAGUCGUGUCUACGCGGACGCUAACGCUGUCCGAGGCAAAGCGUGGUACGAAUACAACAAGUUUCGCAUCGAAUGGAGUUCGCCUGAUCGGUACGAGAUUGUGAGACGGUUGGGGGGAGGCAGAUACUCGGAGGUGUUCGAGGGCGUGGAUACCGUCAACAACGAGCGAUGUGUAAUAAAGGUGUUGAAGCCCGUCGCCGGGCAUAAAAUCAAGCGCGAAAUCAAGGUGCUGCGCAACCUGGCCGGAGCUCCCAACUGCAUUGCGCUGCUUGAUGUCGUCCGAGAUCCAUCGAAAACGUAUCACAGCCUGAUCACGGAAUAUGUGAACAGCACGGAGUGGGGGCAGCUCUAUCAACAUCUUAACGACGCAGACAUACGGCACUAUAUGUUCCAGCUUCUCACCGCUCUCGACUUUGUCCAUUCUCAUGGCGUUAUUCAUCGUGAUGUCAAGCCAGGGAACGUGAUGAUAGACCAUCAACGUCGCGAGUUGCGGCUGAUUGACUGGGGCCUGGCCGAGUUCUACCACCCCAACACGGAAUUGCACACGCGGGUCGGAUCGCGUCACUAUAAGCCUCCAGAACUCCUUGUUGGCUGGAAGAAGUACGAUUACUCCCUCGAUCUGUGGGCUGCCGGAUGCAUGUUUGCCGCUAUGAUCUUUCGUAAACAGCACUUUUUCCGCGGAGCCGACAAUGAUGACCAGCUGCUGAAGAUAAUGAAGGUCUUGGGCACCGACAAAUUUGACGCCUACUUGAAAGCGUUUGACAUUCCUUUCGAGAGUGAUGUUCAGGAGCUGCUCGGAAACUAUCCUUCCAAAUCAUGGACACGAUUCCUGAACCCUGAAAACCAACAUCUCGCCACAUCUGAUGCUCGAGCUCUGCUUGAUCGGCUACUUCGCUUUGAUCCCCGCGAGCGAUUCACCGCGAAAGAAGCUGCGGGCCAUGUCUACUUUGCCACAGUUCGUGUAGACGGGAUCAAGAAGGAAGAAAGUCCCGCCAGUGAUUCCGGAUUUGCUUCCAUGUGACCUCCCAUAGAGGGUAUCGUCUUGUAGAGUAGCUGUGCUAUCGUCCUGUCCUUUCGAGUCGCUCCUUUCCUGUCGUCCCCAGCAUGUCUCUUUCCCUCGUUUCUCUACUCUCGUCUGUCCUCUCUGUACAUAUACUACCUAUCUAUCUCUGAAUCGCCAUUUACAUCUUGUCUGUCUCCAGUUUGCGCAUAACCCGCCUGCUUACGCUCUCAUCAUGAGUCAUCAUCAUUGUAUCCCGUUCGGAAAUUGAUCAGCAAGCUUUGUGCCUUGGGCGGCAUUUGCCAUCUAUUACUUGCUCGUGCCAUGUUCGACAGGAAGCUUGGUCCCACCAGGGACUCGGACUCGGACGCUCUCCCGGUGUACUCGACAAAGACUCAGCCCGAUGAACAGCCUCCUCGUGUCCGCCGCCUCACGAUAGCGCGACUGUUGCGGUCCAUCACGUUGCUGGUCCUCCUGCUCGUCGGUUACGCGUACAUUCGCGAUGCUUUCGAGACGAAGGCAGAUGUCAGUUUCGAGAAACGGAUGGGAGAUAGCGGCAAUCCGGCAUACCUCGUCAAGGCACGGCACGGCGCGGUGGCCACGGAGAAUGUACUGUGCUCGGAUAUCGGUGUUGAUGUUCUCAAAGCUGGCGGAAACGCCGUCGACGCUGCGGUGGCCGCGACAUUCUGCAUAGGCACUGUCAACAUGUUCUCUUCGGGUGUCGGCGGAGGAGGCUUCAUGACGGUCCGCAUUCCGCCGGUGCAGGAAGGCGGAGACUCGGAGGUCUUCACGGUUGAUUUCCGCGAGACCGCGCCUGCGUUGGCCAACACGACGAUGUUUCCGCCGUAUUCGAACAGCAGUUUGUUCGGAGGACUGAGUGUGGCUGUUCCGGGCGAGGUGCGAGGGCUGGCAGCCGCACAUGACAGAUGGGGUACCUUGCCCUGGCACAGCUUGAUUGAACCGAGCAUCGAGCUGGCGAAAGGUUGGACCGUUCAGGCGGAAUUAGCCAAACGCAUCACUUGGUUCCCGGAUGUGAUGCUGAGCAACCCCGAUUGGAGUGCGAUCUUCGCUCCCAACGGCAGGUUUCUGGAGGAGGGCGAAACGAUCCGGCGGACCAAUUACUCCCAGACCCUGGCUGCUAUCGCCGCCGAGGGACCAGAUGCGCUGUACAAGGGCCGUAUUGCCGACUCGAUCGUAGAGAAGAUCCAGUCGACUGGUGGUGUCCUUACGCAAGCCGACUUGGAACGGUUUUCGGCCAAGAUUGACCGAGCGCUCCAAGGAACCUACCGCGGACGAAAGGUCUACACUACCCCAACGCCAAGUUCUGGAGUUGUGCUUCUUCACAUGCUCAAUCUGGUUGAGCAGUACGAUCUCAGCGAGCGCUCACCGCUGAACACACACCGCAUAGUUGAAGCGAUCAAGUUUGGUUUUGCUGCCAGAACGAAGGUCUGUGAUCCGUCGUAUCUCAACGAUACGGCCAAGAUAGACCAGAUCCCCACCAAAGAGUUCGCUGCACUAAUAGGUCCCAAUAUCACUGACAAUUAUACACACUCUCCCGAUUAUUACAAUCCUGAAUACGACGUCAAGAUUGACAAUGGGACAAGUCAUACUGUCGUGGUCGACAAGGAUGGCAUGGCGGUCUCUCUGACCUCGACUGUAAACAUGAUUUUCGGGUCUCAAGUCAUGGACCCAGUCACAGGAAUACUGCUCAAUGACGAGAUGGAUGAUUUCAGUACGCCAAAAACACCCAACGGAUUCGGCCUAUGGCCCUCCCCCUACAACUACCCUGAACCCGGAAAAAAGCCGCUCUCAUCGACCGUCCCUACCAUCAUCGAAAACGCGGAUGGUUCAUUAGCUCUUGUAAUCGGCGGCUCCGGCGGCGGGCGGAUCUUUGGUGCCGUGUUCCAGAUCAUCCUAAACGUUCUCGAAUGGGAUCUGGAUGCGAGUGCGGCUGUUGAGUUCGGGCGGCUGCACAAUCAGCUCUUCCCCGUCAUGACAGAUGCAGAUUCGUGGUAUCCCAGAGAGCUGUUGGACGGGUUGAAGGAACGAGGGCAUGAACUCAGUGUGACAGGCCCUGUGGCUGCUGCCGUGCAGCUCAUUGCCCUCCGGGACGGAUAUAUCUUUGCUGCCAGCGAUUCGAGAAAGAAUGGGAUUGCUUCGGGUUUCUAGAUCAAGGGCUAAUCUACUUUAAAACGCAUGCUUUGUGCUUCAGUCACACUAAUGCCAAAUCUGACUGAGGUACACACUAGAAUCUGAGCUUGGACUAGCCUGCUCUAGUCAAGGGCUCUGAAACCCAUGUUUGUGUGCAAAUCACAAGAAUGUUGAAGACAUGCGCACUUCCGACGUGGCAUCACCGUUUCCAUGAGCCGCCUUGCUCGGCUUCCCGUCAAUAUGUGCAUCUCACACGAGCGUCGCAGCGCAUGGCACUGCCCCUCCGUCUGCUGCGCGGCGUCGAUCACUUGAUGGACUUGACAGGCCGAGGCCGUCAAGGCCGAGAUGGUGGAAACGCACUUGUUCUGGUUCUUAUACCUCCUCCACCAUCCUCUUCUUUUGCCCAUUGGCGCCGUGCGCUUUUCGCUCGUUCGUUCCGGCUGUGCCUGUUUUUCGUUUCGUUACGCCUCGCUUCCCAUUUCGUUAUUCUCCGUUGGCGACGCUUUAGGGUUUUGAGAAGGACAAGUCUGCGUAAAAUCACGAUAAGGAACAAUCAUGGUUAGUCCUAACAUAGUGAUCCUUCCCUCCCGCUCUGCAACAGCAGCUGCAACUCCUGUUACAUUCUCAUCUGCCUCUCCCUCGGACACUCUUUCGUCCGUACUCUCUUCUGCAAUUGCAACAACCAGCAUCUCUGCUGCUCCGCUUUCCACCUCGGCAGCAGCAUUGACUACAACCAAGUCCACAUCACUGUCGACAGCUGUUGUCGAAACUUCGACUCAAGUCACCGUGCUUCCGUCCACUCCCAUCGUGACCAGUACAGUGCAGGACAAGUCAAUUUCGAGCACGGCCGCGAUCACGUCGACUGUGCCCCCCGCCCCUCCAGCCGCGACUUCAAUAGCGACUUCACCCGCGAUUGUGAGCAGUGUAGCUGAUGCAGGUGUACCAAGCACCGCGUCCGGCCCUGCAACGGUUACCAAAGUGUCGGUGGCCUCGGCAAGCAUCGCAGCGGCUGCGUCGCCGUCCUUCUCGGCGGUUAGAGGCCCACCUCCCGGCACUCACGAAGCGUUGAAUGCGUCGCCGUCCUCCUUCUUCUCUAACAAGGGCGCCGUCGCUGCGACCUUCACCAUCGUCGGCCUGCUGGUCAUUGCCGGUCUCUGGUUCUUCAUUAGCCGUCUCCGCGUCAGCGCGCGCCGCCGCCGGCUUGACGAGGAGAUGGACGCGAUAUCAUUUGUCCCGGACUCGCACAAGCCCCUGGCGGUUCAGGGCGAGAAAUCGGCGACGCUGCAACGGACUUGGAGCCAAGCGUCGCACGAGUACCGCGGUGCGCCGCAGCUCGGAUAUAACUACAGCGCCCCGGCUGCGCCGCCCGCUGUCGCGAAUCCCGGCUUUGGACAAGGAUACGGGCAAGGCCAGGGGCAAGGAUACAGCCCGUAUGCCCCGCCCACGGUCACAAUCGCACCACCGUCGGCCGGACCUAUCCCGUACCGCGGGCCGACUCCGUCUUCGAACUAUGGUGUUCCUGGCGCCCAACAGCCCGGGGCGUAUCUUGCCAGCUACAUGACGCCCGCUGCCGACCGAAACCCCAGCCCAGUGUCGCCUACGAGUUUGCGCAACCCGUUCGAGGAAAUCAGCCUAAGCGGCAAGCCAGACGAGCAGGAGCAUGAAGUCGAGGUCCCGGACGACUUGCAUCUACCGCAUGAUACGACGCUGCCCUACACCCCGGGAACGGCACACACCGUCGUUCAGAAACACGUUUUGAAGGUUGCCAACGCUUGAUGCGUUGCUCCCAAGACCGGAGGAUUGAGGUCGUGUGAUAAUACAGUACUUGCCGCAGUUGCCAUCGAAGUUUGAUCUUGUAGCACUGAAUCACCCAUGGUUUCCGUCCACUGCCAUCUUCCUCCCUCCAGCUUGAGAGCCGGCUCGACCAUUGAUACCUGAGCGGCAUGCGGCAAUUUCGUCUCAUGCGAGUGCAUCAAAUCAUACAUGUACAGAGCUGUUGUUACAGGAUAGUGGCGAUAGCGGCAACAGUACAUCGAUUAAAUAAAUCAUCAGGGGUCGAGUCGAUAGCACAAGUCAUGUCGGACGAGUGUUGAUCUUCCUUUCAGCGGUGACUAGCACAGGGGCGGUUAGGAAUCCAUGCUAUCUUCAGAGAGAGAGAGAGAGAGAGAGCACGCACUCCACGCCCUUCGGUCCAUCGGACACUGUCCCUUUGACGCAGGUGUUGCGAUCCACUUCAGCAGACAAUGCAUGUGGAAGACGUGUGUGCAUUCACCCCAUACUUCACCACGCAGUCAGCCGUCCAUAGCAAGCGAGUAAGAGCCGGGCGUUCACUCACUUAGAGGACAGUCGUCUCCCGGCACUUUGCAUGUCGGACAGCAGGCUUCGUACGCAACCCGGCAAAUUCCACAUACGUCCUCCUCCUCGUCGUUCCCAGAGCUCGAGUCCGUGGCCGUCUCCCAGCGCCAUUGGGCAACGGCGUGCCAGUAUGUGAUGGUGACUUUCAUGGUGCUAGGAUGCCGGUCGUGGGGUUCGGAUCGAGGGCUGGAGGAAGGUGGGGGAUUGAUGACAAGAGGUGGUGGAUCGCGUGACCGUGUUUCUUCUCAGCCACGUGCUCAAAUGUAAACAAACUCAUGUCCCUGUCGGUCUAAGCGCUGUAUGUCAGGCUUGUCAAGGUUAAUAGUUGCGAACUGUAGGUUUGCCUGCUCAGUUCACAAGCGGGUUGACGGUUAUAAUCAAAUUGUUGAUGAAAAACGAAAGGUCGACGAUCCCAUUCAACCGAGGGAAUAGACUCUGCCUCCCUGCUACGCGCUUCAUUCUCCAGUUCCCGAGCCACCAAACUCGCCGAAGGAUCCAAUUGAACCGCGUAGAACGCAAGUUUGUGUUUGACGUGUAUCUGGGCCUGAAACAGACUAUGCAUGUCUCCCAAGGCACGAAACGCAUUGAGGUGAGCAGACCCGUGCUCCACGAUGAGAGCUGGACGGAUGAGCAUUGCCGCGUCGCGUAAUAGGAUGCUCGGUAGCUGAGUUGUUAACCCAUCAGAGUUGAGGUGGGACUGCAACUCCGUGAUGGCACUGUCUAGUGUCAGAUGCAGGAUUUUCGACGUCUUCGCGGUAAGGAACGGGACCAGCUGCGAUAGCAGUGUCCGUGCUGUUUCCUGAUCCAGCUCUCCAGCAGAACAAAGCGGAGAAAUGGAGAGAUGUCGAGUGAUAUAUGCAUAACCCAGCCUUUCUUGAGUGUCAGGAGAUGCAAGGCGAGGAGGACAUAUAUAGACGCACAUCACAGCACAGAUGUUGUACAUCAAGGGGGGAGGUGCAUCGCUGCUGCGUUUCUGGUGCAUCAUCGACGGAGGAAUGGCAAUAGGUUCCGGCGGAUGACCGUAUUGUCGUUGAUUUCUGGGCCGUCUUAAUACCGACAGCUCUUCCUUCAUUUCGAGUGUUGAAGGACGCAACCACCAUGGUUCAGUCAUUCCUCUUUCGAUUUCUUCACUCGCCAGUAGUUGCUGGGUCAGUUCACUUGAUGGGUCUCGCACUAUCUUGAGGAAUCUAUCUCGCUCGGUGGGAGUGAGCAGAGCCC